ACGCGCAUCCCCCGCGGCCGCCUGGGCCACUCGGGAGCUUCGCGGCAGCCGGGUGCCCCACUUGGCAACCCGCUCUGUGCUUCUUCCUCGCGCCCGCCUCCUCUUGUCACCUCCCGUCUCAGCCUCCUUGCUCCAUCCUCGCCGCAUCAACCGCCGGCCGAGCGCCUCCGAGAGCCAGAGGUGGUGCGCGGGGCUGCAGGGCGCGCCCUCAGGCGGACCCCGGCCCGGCAUUGGGGGGCACGGGCGGCAGCAUGGACACCAAGCGCUGCUUCGCCAACCGCUUCGAUGACUACCAGGGCAGUCUGCUGGCGGGCCAGUGCGAGGAGGCGGUGGCGCCCUUGGUCACCGCCACCAUCGAGCGCAUCCUUCAGGAGCUGCCCCCGCUCGGGGGCGGCGCUGAGGCCCGGGGGGCGGCGGCCGCGGCCAGCAGCUGCCAGGGAGGGCUGUACGGCGGCGUGGCCGGGGUGGCCUACAUGCUCUACCACGUCUCGCAGAGCCCGCUCUUUGCCGGGGCCCGGGAGCGCUACCUGCGCUCGGCCAAGCGCCUCAUAGACGCGUGCGCCCGCGCGGAGGAGUGGGGCGAACCGGACGCCGACACCCGUGCAGCCUUCCUGCUCGGGGGAGCGGGCGUGUACGCCGUGGCCACGCUCGUAUACCACGCCCUGGGACGGUCCGACUACGUGCAGCCGUUGGGCAAGUUCCGGGCUCUGUGCGCCGUCUGCGCGCCGGUCUCCUUCCUGGAGUGCGGCUCCGACGAGCUGUUCGUGGGCCGGGCGGGCUACCUGUGCGCCGCGCUGGUGCUCAAGCAGAAACUCGCCCAGGAGGUACUGAGCCCAGCACAGAUCAAAUCAAUUUGUCAGGCGAUUCUGGACUCUGGGAAGCAGUACGCCAUGAAAAAAAGGAAGCCAUUCCCUCUGAUGUACUCUUACUAUGGAACUGAAUACUUGGGAGCGGCUCAUGGCCUGUCGUCCAUUCUCCAGAUGCUUCUUUCUUACCACGAGCACCUCAAGCCCUCAGAUCAGGAGCUGGUAUGGCAGAGUGUGGACUUCCUCAUGGAGCAGGAGCAGAACUGCAACUGGCCACCUGAGCUUGGCGAGGCCAUCGAGAGGGAGAAUGAGCUGGUGCACUGGUGCCAUGGCGCCCCAGGAAUUGCCUACCUGUUUGCCAAAGCUUAUCUCGUUUCCAAAAAACCACAGUACCUGGACACAUGUAUCCGGUGUGGGGAACUUACAUGGCAGAAGGGCCUGCUAAAGAAGGGGCCUGGCAUUUGCCACGGUGUGGCUGGCAGUGCCUAUGUCUUCUUGCUGCUAUACCGGCUCACGGGAAACUCUAAAUACAUCUACCGAGCCCAAAGGUUUGCUGAGUUUUUAUUUACCGAGGAAUUCAAGGCUGGUUCUCGGGUCCUUGAAAGUAUAUACAGCUUGUAUGAAGGCUUCUCCGGGACGGUGUGCUUUCUGAUCGAUCUGCUGCAACCCAAUCAGGCGGAGUUCCCUCUCUUCAGCGUCUUUGUCUAGAAGGCUCCAUCUCCCACUGUGGCCCUGCAGAAGGUCCCUGAGAUUUCCCAAGCCUACCCGAGGCAGUUUCCACAUAAGCCACAUUCAAUGGUAUCACAACCAUGAGCCUUAACAUUGCCGCCCGGAAGGAAGGGAGGGAGAGAGGGAGAAGGCAGGUGAAGGCAUGAUGCUAGACUUAAGGGAGAACGGUUUGAGAACCUGCAAAAUAAAGACACCACAAGUCCUUUAAAAACUGUAGAGAUUUAACAUUUCAGGGAGUAGAUGUGAAACCUGAGAUCAGAGGAAAAAGGGAAAGAGAAAUCAUGGUUUUCAGUUAUGGCAUAGAAAACAAAACUGAAAUGUGGACUAGGGUAAUAAAAUGGCAAUACCUUUGCAAUUGGAAAGAGAAUUUGACCAUUUAUGGGUGCCUUCCACCCCUAAAUUCAGAAAUAAACACAACCGAAAGCUAAAAUAAUUGCCCAGCUGAAAAUUGCUAGCUAGGAGGGAUGAAAUGUCAGGUUGCUGAAGGACAAAAAAGGAAACUCCUGGUUGUUCAAUCCCUUUACUUGUUGAAAUUCAUGAUUUUUACUGAAUGGAGAAGUUUGCAUAUGAAUCUCUAUUUUUAAUCACUACCCUGAUCACUUUAAGGGAAACAUAUCAUAACUUUUUUUAAGAUUUUAUUUUUAAAUAAUAUCUACACCCAACACGGGGCUCAAACUCACAACCCCAAGAUCAAGAGUCGCACACUCUUCCGAUUGAGCCAGCCGGCCACCCUGAAAUAUAUCAUCACUUAGUUUAAUCUUGAAAUACGAAGUUUCUUUAGGCCUUGCAUCUCUUUUCCUGGUUCCUUUUUCUUUCCUAAAGCUCAAUUAGAAUAGUAAAACUCAUAGGCUAGCAAAUACUGUGACAAGUGUUGCUGUCAAGUGUUUUUCUCAAUUUGAAGCGUGGGCUGUGUAUUGUCUAUUGUUAAUCAAUAUUAAAAUGCUUAUGUAAUCCCUA
Felis catus (domestic cat) is the source of this 2492-nucleotide messenger RNA. RefSeq names its product LanC like 3 (gene LANCL3). The coding region runs from base 252 to 1514 and encodes 420 amino acids. Gene Ontology annotation, biological process: peptide modification; carbohydrate metabolic process. Lineage: Eukaryota; Metazoa; Chordata; Mammalia; Carnivora; Felidae. Gene Ontology annotation, cellular component: plasma membrane. The record is from RefSeq and is a predicted model, not a curated record. The transcript is spliced from 5 exons.